CACCACAGACGAACUUGUUUCUCUCACUUACUCUCUCUCUCUCUCUCUCUCUCUCUCUCUCUCUCUGAAAAUGGAGGCAUCAACUGCUGCAGUUCCAGACUGGGUUCUUGGUGUUGCUGUAUUGAUAUGUGGAUUGGGUUUUAUAUACUGGGUUUGGCUGAGGCCGAGGCGCCUCAGGCAAAAAAGCUUUUCUAGCAAUUCUUAUCAACUUCUCUUCGGAAACUCGGAAGAAAGCACCGUCAUGUCCGAACUAGUAGGAUACAGACCUAUUAAAAUCUCAAAUGUCAUCAUACCGGGUGUCGACCCCUUCGAGCACCAUACCGUUAGUAAAUACGUUGUGGGUAUUACAACCCCGAAAGCAGCUAACUACAGUGGCAAGCAAACCAGUUCCUAUCAAAGGACGGCAAAGGCCAGUUAUAUGGACAAGCAGACAGGUUACCACAUUUGCACUGCAGCCAACGAGGUUAUGUCCGCUGGGGAGACCUUCAAGGAGAAAGGUUCUGCUGGGAGAGUUGGUACGAAGGAUGAGUACACGACCACCAAGACUCUCAGGGUUGGGGAUAAAAGGGGCUAUUUUGAAUACGAGGCUCAAGAGAAGUUCCGCUGGGUUGAUUAUGGUAACCAUUCUCGUGGCGGUCGUCUCUGCUGGCCAUUCUAGUGGCGGUUGUAGUUAAGUCCUGCUUUCCUCUCUAUCCUGAACUUUGUUUUCUUGUUGUGGUUGAGCACUGGCUGGAUGUGUGUUACUCGGUGCUGCUUCCUAAUUCAAGUUGAACUUGUACUUACUUAUCGUGGUUAAGUAGUUGCAAGACAUGGAUUUCUCCUA
Molecule: messenger RNA, 823 nt
Organism: Rubroshorea leprosula
Lineage: Eukaryota; Viridiplantae; Streptophyta; Magnoliopsida; Malvales; Dipterocarpaceae
Source: the annotation of a GenBank genome assembly